Molecule: messenger RNA, 1058 nt
Organism: Rhea pennata
Lineage: Eukaryota; Metazoa; Chordata; Aves; Rheiformes; Rheidae
Product: SLAM family member 8-like
Exons: 4
Coding region: 20-781 (253 amino acids)
Source: RefSeq, a predicted model, not a curated record
GCGCCGGGAGGCAGCGAGGAUGGACGCGCAGCCCGUCCGGCUCCUCGGGGCAGCCUUCCUGGCUGCCGCCGUCCGGCUCGCAGUCCAAGCCCGGGCGCAGCCCCGCCAGGUGAACGGCGUCCUGGGGGGGUCGGUCGUGCUCUCCGCGGCGCUGCCCCCCAACGCCACCGUAAGGGAAAUCGAGUGGAGCUUCUCGGCCGGCGCCGGCGCGACCAUCCGGACAGCGGAGCUGAGCCGGGGCCGCUUCGAGCGCCCCGACCCCGGCGACCGCUUCCGGCAGCGGCUGGAGAUGUUCAACGCGACGUCGCUGCGGAUCAGCGCCCUGGAGCCGGGCGACGGCGGGCUCUACGGGGCCCGGGUGAAGCUGCUCCCGGCCGUGGUGCACGAUCAGUCCUUCAACCUCUCCGUCUUCGAGCCACUGCCAGACCCUGAGAUCCAGAGCUGGCUGCUUUCCGAAACCCCUGCGCGGUGCAACGUCUCGCUGCAGUGUCGGGUGCCCAGCGGGACCAGAGGCACCGUCGCCUGGAUGAACCCCCGCCGGGACCAACGGGGCCUCUGGGUGCGUCCCAUCAGUGGCGGGGUGCUCAAGGUAGAGGUGCAGCGCAGCUACGCGAACGCCACGCUGACCUGCAGGGUCCGUAGUGCCGUGGAGGAGCGGAGGAGAUCCAUAGACCUGCUGCACGUGUGUUGGAGCAGAGGUGAAGCUAUCAGGCUCGGCUGCUGGACCACGGUGGCUGCAGCGAUCCUCCUAGGACCUUCCGCCUGGCGGCUCUCGCCGUGACGGAGACAGGUAGUCUUCUCCGAGAGGCAAGAGCAGGGCUGGAGUUUUCUGGAGCAACUUAAUAGACCAUGGUGCGUGGUCUUAACAGACCGUGGUGCUGGUGCCCUGCCCGUCGGACCUGGGCAUGGUGACGGCUCAGCUCUCUGCGCACGUUAGCUGGCGUUUUCUGGUUUGCGUUGGCACUGUCUGGUCAUCUUUCAUGUGGUUCUUCGUGGCACAGGGACUUUCCUUUCUGUCAUUUGACAAUAAAUACGGCCCGUUCUCGUGGCUGGCCCCA